AAACGCUUACGAAUUGUCAGGCAGCUUGGUCAGCGAGCAAGCAGGACGACAUAUAAAAAGGACAAUUGCAAGAGGACAUCCAGGCCAAACAAACAUAACAUAUUACCACCAGAGUUCAGCAUACCCUUCACCAUUUGUCUUACAUCUCAUCUACGCUUACACAUCUCAACAUGACAACUCCUUCACCAGAGUCCAAGUCCGAGAUGAUGUUCCUUGGACAGGAAUGUAAUCAUCCAGCUUGCUAUCUACAUGACUUUCUUCCUUUCAACUGUCCGGCAUGCCAUCUGGCCUUUUGCCAGCCUCACUUUCUUCCAUCCCAACAUUCAUGUAAAGCGCCUCUUCCAGCAUCCAUGGUAGACAGAAUAGCGCCAACAUGUCCUAUGUGUAACGAAAUUGUCCCGUACCCAAAAAGCAUGGACCCGAAUGAAGCUGUAGAACGGCACAUCUUAUCUGGUACUUGCGUAGGACUGCAAGGCGGCGAAGAGCGGAAGAAGGCAGAGGCCAAGAGAAGAAGAGAUGCUGGAGAAGUCUGUUGGAAAAAAUCUUGUGGAAAAGUGCUUGUUGUCAAGAUGAAGUGUGAAUCUUGUCAACAUGUUUAUUGCCCAACACAUCGACGUCCAACGACACACACAUGCUCUAAUCAAACUCCAUCCCCUUCCUCCUCCUCCUCUCGGCUUGGAACUCCUCAAACACAGGCUACAUCUCGACCAGCAGGCAAAGCUGCGUUAUCCCGCCUCCUCCCCCCAUCCAUGCAGCCUCCUGCCAGCACAGGAGCGUCAAGACCGGUACCGCCUGUCAAAGCGAAUUCAUCAAACCCUAAUUCGAGCGCAUCUAAACCGCUUGCUGCGUCUUCUGAGGGAAACUUGGGGUCCAACCUGGAUGCAAAAGCUGCUGCGGCCGCAGCUGCGCUCAAGAGGGCUGGGCAGGAUGUUAAAGUUCCGUUUGUAAAGUCCAGCGCAGAAAAACGAACGCAGGCAGAAACAAACUCCCAAAUACAGGCUCUCAAAGCCCGGCAUGAGAAGGGCCUCCUCACCAAAACCGAACAGGUGAAAUAUGCGGAACUGGUCGGUCAGCAAGAGGCCACUCGGCGGACAGGAGGCAAAAGCAAAAAUAAGGACAAGGACUGUGUCAUUGCAUAGAAUAAAUUGCGAAGAAGGACGGCAUUGUCCUUAUAGCAUUAUUGUAUCAGUGUAUUGUAUGUACAAAGGUUAUAUAUUUCCCCAACAAACGUUUUUAGACGUUCUUUUCCCCUUCUAUCGGCCACUCAACUGGCUUCACACUUUGUUCCUUCUUUUUCUUGGAUUUGAACUUUUCGGUAAUCGCAUUGGCACUUGUAUCACUCAUUUUCUCCUUUUUCAGAACCUUCCAACCCCCACUCCAUCCUAUCCACCCAGUUUCAUGCGGUCCACGUAGGAGGAGUGCAAGCAUGCCCACACCUAGGAAGGCAACAGCCGUUCCUGCAGUGGGAUACCAGCCAUGAGAAUUGUAGAUCUUGGUCAUGAUCGCCGUACCAGAAGUCUGGUUUAUUGCAGUCAGAUUUAUGACCACCCCAAUACCGCGAUACAAGGAAAAGUAGACCUACCUGUCCAGCAAAAAGAGCCAACAGAUUACAUCCAUUCAAUCUCGCCCUCGCAUUAGGAUCAAUCCCCGCCACUCUAUAUCCAUUCCCAAGCUGAUUCAAUUGCUGUCCUACAUCGUAAAAUGCAAUCGCAAUGCACACUGCGCUGACGUUGACUUUAGCAGCUGUGAGACCGAUAAUCAUGGAGAUCAAGCAGACCCAGAUCCCAACGAGUUGAGCCAGAUAAGGAUGGACCUGGUCGAUGAGGUAGCCCCAAAGAGGGGAGAGCAGAGCAGCGAUUAGGCCCAAGAGACCGAAAAGACCGAUUUGGAGUGUGGAGUAGUGGUACGGUGAGUCAGAGAGGAGGAAUGUAAGGGUUGUCCAGCUAUGGUCACAAACAACAUCAGCGAGUGCCCUCUCCAAACUGUCAAGAAAAUAAGACGUACAAGCCUGCGAAAACCGCCGAAGUCGUGUAGGCUUGGAAGCAAGCUUGCGCGAGAGUCGGAUAUUUUGUGUACAUUUUGGCCAUCGACCAGAGCUAGAUGCAAUGUCAGAC
Messenger RNA from Cryptococcus deneoformans JEC21, 2114 nucleotides. RefSeq lists its product as hypothetical. The transcript has 5 exons. Gene Ontology annotation, cellular component: cytoplasm. Gene Ontology annotation, molecular function: zinc ion binding. Bases 171 to 1139 code for a protein of 322 amino acids. The record is from RefSeq and is a predicted model, not a curated record. NCBI's taxonomy places the organism in Eukaryota, Fungi, Basidiomycota, Tremellomycetes, Tremellales, Cryptococcaceae.